AUGGAGAGAGAAAAAAUAAAUGAAGAGCGGUACAUGGGGGAGGAUGGGGACAGCAGGUACAUGGGGGAGGAUGGGGACAGCAGGUACAUGGGGGAGGAUGGGGACAGCAAGUACAUGGGGGAGGAUGGGGACAGCAGGUACAUGGGGGAGGAUGGGGACAGCAGGUACAUGGGGGAGGAUGGGGACAGCAGGUACAUGGGGGAGGAUGGGGACAGCAGGUACAUGGGGGAGGAUGGGGACAGCAGGUACAUGGGGGAGGAUGGGGACAGCAGGUACAUGGGGGAGGAUGGGGACAGCAGGUACAGUAGAAAACAGGAGUUGGACAGACACUUGCGGAUACCUCUUCAGCUGUGUCAAGCCCAAAGCCAACACACCUGCCCCUAUCAAGUCUGA
This is a messenger RNA of Coregonus sp. 'balchen', 393 nucleotides long. The record is from the annotation of a GenBank genome assembly. Lineage: Eukaryota; Metazoa; Chordata; Actinopteri; Salmoniformes; Salmonidae.